GACCUGGUGACGGAGGUCCACAUGCAGUCCAUCUUCACGGACGUGGGGAAGCUCAGUCUGCAGGACUCCUCUCACAGCGUGCAGAUCCCUGGAGGCUCGGGGGGGGCAAGCUGCUCCACCUGCUGGAUCAGUGACUCUGGAGAGGCUCACUAUGCUCUGGCCUCACCUGCAGGGGGCAUCAUGGUGCUGACGCUGCCUCCUCACGACUCUCCAGGUGAGUUGUCAGUGGUGGAGCUGAAGAGGAGCUCCAUGAUGCAGCGCUUCUCUGAUUGGAUGCCGUCAGCCAUGAGGGGGGAUCAGGGCGGGGGGGGCGCCCUGAGCCUGGCCGCCAGAGAGGUCGAAGACAACUGUUUCCUGUUCGCUUUGAGUCAAGAUCUGAGGCUGCGGCUGUGGAGCUUCAGGGACCAGGCGUGUGUUCUGGAGGCGGAUCUGUUGGAGUACAUGCCCUCCUGCAGGGGGGCAAGGUCUCUCCCUGGGCACGGCCACCGCCUCCGGCUGAGCCUCUGCUCCACAGGCCUCUGCCUCGGGGUUUACCUGGCCGUACCUGGCCGAGGACAGUUCACCGUGCUGCAGCUCGUCUCCACCGACAGCAACCGCUACAGCCUGGACCACGUGUCCUCGCUCUUCACCACACAGGAGACGCUGGUGGACUUUACUCUGACCCCCACAGACAUCUGGGCUGUGUGGGUGGAUGAAUCAAAUGCCACCGUGGUCAAAUACAUCAACUUUGAGCACAACUCGGCAGGUCAGUGGAACCAGGUGUUUGUUCAGCCUGCACCUGAAGACGAGGUCCACAUCGGAGUGGACCAGGACCCCAGAGAGACGUACCUGGAGGUCCUCUUCUCCCCUCUACGCUUCACAGCUUCAGCCAUCCUUAAAGCUCUACAGAUCUUCCGCAGAGGCUCGGACAGAGACCGUACCUCGGACGUGUCCUGGGAGAGUCUGAAGAAGGAAGUGACGGUGGCUGUGGAGAGUGAGCUCCAGAGCAGUGUGACGGAGUUUGAGUUCUCUCAGGAGGAGUACCGGCAGCUGCAGGUGGAGUUCUGGUCCAAGUUCUACGCCUGCUGUCUUCAGUACCAGGAGGCUCUGUCCCUGCCUCUGGGCCUCAGCGUCAGCCCCGGCACCGGCAUGGCCCUGCUGCUAAAGAAGGGCUUCGUGUCGUUCCUCCUGCCAUGUUUUGCUGUGGAUCACCUGUACCUGUCCUACGAUGAGUACCUGUCCUCAGAGGAGGAGACGCCCAUCGCUGAAGAUCCAGAGCUGGGGAAGGACGUGCUGCAGCUGGUUCAGUGUCUGCGCCUCAUCAGCGAUGCAGUUUCUGUAGAGAUGGCCUAUGAGAUGGAGAAAGCUCUGGAACACCUUCAGUCACCGGAGAGGGCAGCAGACCUGGUGCUGGAGAGCCUGCUGUCCAACGACAGUGAAAACGUGAUGGAGGACAUCCAGAACAAACUGCAGGACGUCAGGAACCCUGCGGCGGCCAUGACGGUUCUUCUGAGGGAGCUGGAUCUGGAGACGGACUCUGAGAGCCUGAUCUCUGUCUCUCAGGAUACACAAGGCCAGCCUCUGGGUGUGAGGAUCAGCCUGUCUCAGCUGUAUGGAAGCAGCUCGGCUGUGUCCAUCGUCUGUCAGGCCGUCUGUCACAUGACCAUGACCCGAGCGCUGUUCUGCAGAGACCUGCUGAUCCUGCAGAAACUCUACCUGCGCCUUGGAGACAAUGUGUUCCUGGGUGGGGGGGCUCAGUUGCUGCAGCUUCAGCAGGAUCUGAUUCCUCGGAGCUCGAACCUCCUCUCCUCCUAUCACCUCCUCAAACACAUCAGCCAGAGCAUGGCCUCCUCUGUGGCGCUGGACAUCAUAGAAGCCAACCUGCAGCACCUGACCGUGUUGGAGCUGUCCGACUCGCCGAGCCUCAGCAGCGCAUCAGUUCUGAGCCCUCAGACGGUGGUGGAGCUCUUCUACCAGACGGUCGGCAGGAAGAUAAUCGUCUCCCAGAUUUACUCGCAGCAGCAGAGCAGCUCCAUGCUCGUCUGGAGUCACAUGAUCUCCAACGUGGUCGUCCUGCUCGCUCAGCUGCUUUGGCCCAGUAACCCUGGUUUCCAGUUCCCAGAGUGUCUGAUGGCCAACUGUCAGUACACACAGCUGCAGGAGUACGUCCGUCUGAUUGGUCCGUGGUGUCAGGUGAACAUCGGCUCAUGUCGCUUCGUGCUGGGUCAGUGUUACCUGGCCAACGGGGAGGGGCAGAAGGCGCUGCAAUGCUUCCAGGAAGCAGCCACAGAGGUGGAGAAGGAGGACUUCCUGUUGAGACUCACGGGCGGCGAGGAGGAGGACGCCCACCCCCGCCUGCAGUACUACAACAAG
Gymnodraco acuticeps is the source of this 2352-nucleotide messenger RNA. It is a transcript of the gene nup160, whose product is annotated as nucleoporin 160. The record is from RefSeq and is a predicted model, not a curated record. Gene Ontology annotation, cellular component: nuclear pore. Lineage: Eukaryota; Metazoa; Chordata; Actinopteri; Perciformes; Bathydraconidae. Gene Ontology annotation, molecular function: structural constituent of nuclear pore.